UGUUUGUUUGAAACUGGAGAGAUUACUGAAAAUUCCUGGAAAGAUCCUUCCUUUCCUUGGGUAGAAAAACACAUCGGAGAUACAAUUCCAGAUUCAUUCCACCACGAGCUUCCUCUCCGCGAUUGUUUGACUUUUUCUGUUCAUCUCCGAUUACGAUGAACGGAGGUCCUUCUGGUUUCAAUAACGCUCCGGUCACGCGAGCCUUCGUCAUCACGAGCGUCCUCUUCACUGUCUUCUUGGGGAUCCGCGGAGGAGGAGGAGGUUCUUCUUCCAAGCUCGCCUUGUCUUAUCAGGAUGUUUUUGAGAAGUUUAGGAUAUGGAAGCUGAUCAAAUCGAGUUUCGCCUUCUCCUCCACCUCAGAAUUGCUCUUUGGCGUGUAUUUGCUUUACUACUUCCGAGUCUUUGAGAGGCAGAUUGGUUCGAAUAAGCACUCGGUUUUCAUCUUGUUCUCUGGGUUUGUAUCACUAAUUCUACAGACCAUCGUGUUAUCACUCUUUAAAGACUCUUCAGCAAACCUACUGACAUCUGGACCAUACGCUCUCAUAUUUGCUUCCUUUGUACCCUUCUGCUUGGACAUUCCUGUUUCAAAGAGGUUCAAUGUAUUUGGCCUACACUUCUCUGAUAAAUCAUUCAUAUAUCUUGCUGGUGUCCAGCUUUUACUAUCUUCUUGGAAAAGAUCCAUGUUACCUGGUAUUUGCGGCAUAAUUGCUGGUUCCUUGUAUCGUUUAAACAUCUUUGGUAUCCGCAAGGCAAAGCUCCCUGGGAUCAUAGCUUCGUUCUUUUCCCGAAUGUCAUUGCCAUCCUCGAGCAGCCAUUCUCAGGCACCAAGAAGGACAUCACCCAGCUUAGGUCGCCAAGCAGUGAGAUCUUAUCAAGCACCGAUACCGUCAAGUAUAGAGCCAUCUGAGGAAGCUAUAGCUACUCUGGUGUCUAUGGGAUUUGACCAGAACGCAGCUAGGCAGGCUCUUGUACACGCGAGAAACGAUGUCAACGCAGCCACCAACAUUCUUCUUGAAGCACACUCUCACUAAACCUUCGAUAGGAAAGAUUCCAUUCGAGAUGCAGACGGGAGAGGUGUUCUUCUUCUGCUGUGUUCUAACAUUGCCUUGACGAAAUCAUGUCCAGCGAACGAUCUGAUUUGCAUCCUCUUUUUCUUUCUUUUAGCUUUUUUUUUUGCCGUUGUAUUUUAGGACAACAUCUGUAGGUUGUGUCUAUGUAGUGCACAUUUGCUAGUCUUUUCUUGCUGAUUUGAAAGAUAUAUGGAGAGGCCAUUCUAUGAUUUCAAUCUUCAUA
This is a messenger RNA of Brassica oleracea var. oleracea, 1293 nucleotides long. Its product is annotated as rhomboid-like protein 18. The record is from RefSeq and is a predicted model, not a curated record. Lineage: Eukaryota; Viridiplantae; Streptophyta; Magnoliopsida; Brassicales; Brassicaceae. The transcript is spliced from 8 exons. Gene Ontology annotation, cellular component: membrane. The coding region runs from base 156 to 1031 and encodes 291 amino acids. Gene Ontology annotation, molecular function: protein binding; serine-type endopeptidase activity.